GAGGUUUCUCGUCUUGAACAUCCGUCCACUUCCAGCCAACACCAAACGCCAAAAUGGGUCGCGUCCGUACUAAGACCGUCAAGCGGUCCGCCAAGGUCAUCAUUGAGCGCUACUACCCCCGCCUCACCCUUGACUUCGACACCAACAAGCGUAUCUGCGAUGAGAUCGCCAUCAUUGCCUCCAAGCGCCUGCGCAACAAGAUCGCUGGUUACACCACGCACUUGAUGAAGCGUAUUCAGCGUGGCCCCGUCCGCGGUAUCUCAUUCAAGCUCCAGGAGGAGGAGCGUGAGCGCAAGGACCAGUACGUCCCCGAGGUCUCCGCUCUCGAUGUCUCCCAGACCGAGUCCGGCCAGCUCGAUGUCGACACCGACACCAAGGACCUCCUCAAGUCCCUCGGCUUCGACAACCUCAAGGUCAACGUCGUCCAGGUCAGCCAGCAGCAGCAGGCCGAGCGUCCCCGCCGCUUCGGACCCCGCUAA
Penicillium cosmopolitanum is the source of this 479-nucleotide messenger RNA. RefSeq names its product 40S ribosomal protein eS17. The transcript has 3 exons. Bases 54 to 479 code for a protein of 141 amino acids. Gene Ontology annotation, cellular component: ribosome. The record is from RefSeq and is a predicted model, not a curated record. Gene Ontology annotation, molecular function: structural constituent of ribosome. Lineage: Eukaryota; Fungi; Ascomycota; Eurotiomycetes; Eurotiales; Aspergillaceae. Gene Ontology annotation, biological process: translation.